Molecule: messenger RNA, 948 nt
Organism: Fusarium redolens
Lineage: Eukaryota; Fungi; Ascomycota; Sordariomycetes; Hypocreales; Nectriaceae
Exons: 4
Coding region: 1-948 (315 amino acids)
Biological process (GO): regulation of transcription by RNA polymerase II
Molecular function (GO): DNA-binding transcription factor activity, RNA polymerase II-specific
Source: RefSeq, a predicted model, not a curated record
AUGGCGGACCUGCGCUUCUUCCAGCACUUUCUCGUCUGCGCGUACCCGCCAUUGCCCAUCGGCGGGUGGUCCGUCUGGCAGCUUGUGUCGCAAAUGUCACACGAGCACGACUUUCUGGCGCACGCGAUGCUCGGCCUCGGGGCGUCGCACCUCAGCGUGCUGGGGCCGACAAGAUACGUCCAGGACGCGCUGCAGCACCGUGUCGUCGCCAUCAGGCGCCUCAACGAGUUCCUCGCGCGCGGGCAGCAUUCGGUGUCCGAUGCCGUCGCCGCGUUUGCGGCCAUCCUGGUGCUGACCUACCAGGCGGCGCACAUGCCCGAUGGGCUGUACGACUUUCUCACCAUGAUGCGAGGGUGCUUCCUCGUGGGACCGAUGAUCGGGGAGGAGUUUCGGUCCUCGGUGUUUCAGACGAUUGAGCGCGAGUGGUACGUCGAGCGCGCCGUCGAGCUCGUGACACCGGAGGCGCACCACUUCCACGAACGGGGUCUGGCGGACGGCUUCUGUGCGAGCCUCGAGCAGUUGGGGCGGCUGUUACAGAGCGUCGCCGAGGUGGAGUACCUAGCUCUGAUGCGGCGGAUUGCCUCGUCCGUGGGCGACGACUUGGCCGAGAGCUACCGGCAGCACACCUUCCUGUACGAGAAGCUUGGCCACCUCACGGCCAACGAGUACGCCUCGUUCGUAAACCCGGGUAACCACGUCUCGCGGCUUAUCAUCAUGCACAUGCUGGUGCUGGACUGCAUCAUGGCCGGGCGUCUCGAGGGGAGCGACGAGAAGCGGCGGCCUGUGACGGCGACGCUGCACGACUACGACUCCCGCAACAUCAUGGUCUGCGUCUGGGUUGGGAACAUUUACGCGAACCUGCCGCGGGAGCUGCGGCAGUACGCGGAGUGGCCGGCGCGGUUUGCGCGCGACUUGAUGAACUUGAUUGACGCUGACACGAGCUGCUAG